AUGACGAAGCUUGAGGAAGAGAUGCAUCAUAAUGGGGUGAACUUAUCAACCCGAAGAAGCUUUGGAACGAAACUGAAAUCUGGGUUGAAAGAAACAUUUUUUCCUGAUGAUCCGUUUAGACAGAUUAUGGAAGAGGAAAAACCGUCCCGUAGGUUGAUUAAAGGGAUACAAUAUUUUGUACCUAUCUUUGAGUGGUUACCAAAUUAUAAUUUGAGAUUGUUUUUCUCUGACUUAAUUGCUGGUCUCACCAUUGCUAGCCUUGCCAUUCCUCAAGGCAUUAGUUAUGCCAAACUCGCAAAUCUUCCUCCUCUUGUUGGCCUUUAUUCAAGUUUUGUGCCACCAUUAGUGUAUGCUGUAUUUGGGAGUUCAAGGCACAUGGCAGUUGGAACAAUAGCGGCUGCAUCGUUACUAAUUGGAGACACAAUAUCAACUGUAGCUGACCAUGAAAAGGAACCAGCAUUGUAUCUUCAUUUGAUUUUUACAACUACUUUUGUCACUGGUGUUUUUCAGGCUUGUUUGGGUUUUUUCAGGCUUGGAAUAUUAGUUGAUUUCUUCUCCCAUUCUACCAUUACUGGAUUCAUGGGAGGAACUGCAGUGAUUCUCAUCCUUCAACAACUAAAGGGUAUUUUGGGAUUGAAACAUUUUUCAACCAAAACCAAUGUUGUAUCAGUGAUAGAAGCCAUCUUCACCAAUAGACAUGAGAUAAGAUGGGAAACAACACUUCUUGGAAUAAUCUUCCUCAUUUUCUUGCAAUUUACAAGGCAAUUGAGGCUUAAAAAGCCAAAACUCUUUUGGGUAUCUGCUGUAGCUCCAAUGACAACUGUAGUAGUUGGUGGCCUUUUUACAUACCUUGUCAAAGGUCAAAAUCAUGGAAUUCAAAUUGUGGGACAUCUAGAUAAAGGAUUAAACCCUUGGUCAAUUCAAUAUUUGAAUUUUGAUAGUAGAUAUUUACCAGCAGUGUUGAGAGCUGGUUUAAUCACUGGAGUUUUAUCAUUAGCGGAAGGAAUAGCCAUAGGAAGAAGCUUUUCUGUUACUGAUAAUACACCUCAUGAUGGAAACAAAGAGAUGAUAGCUUUUGGACUUAUGAAUUUAUUUGGUUCUUUUACGUCAUGUUACUUGACUAGUGGACCAUUUUCCAAGACAGCAGUGAAUUAUAAUGCAGGUUGUAAAAGUGCAAUGACAAAUGUGGUACAAGCAGUUCUAAUGGCUCUUACACUACAAUUUUUGGCACCUUUAUUUGGCAACACACCACUUGUUGCUCUAUCUGCUAUUAUUGUGUCUGCAAUGUUAGGGCUGAUAAACUUUGAUGAAGCAAUUUAUCUCUUUAAAGUUGAUAAAUUCGAUUUUGUCAUUUGCAUGAGUGCAUUCUUUGGCGUCGCCUUUAUAAGCAUGGACAUGGGCCUUAUGAUCUCUGUUGGGCUAGGUUUGAUUAGAGGACUACUAUAUUUGGCUAGACCUGCAUCAUGCAAACUUGGAAAGUUAGCUGAUUCUGGUAUAUACAGAGACGUUGAACAUUAUUCUAAUGCUUCAACGGUUCCAGGAAUUUUAGUUUUACAGAUUGGUUCUCCUGUUUACUUUUCAAAUUCUACUUACCUCAAAGAAAGGAUUUUGAGAUAUGUUAAAAGUGAAGAAAUCGCUUCUGGAAAUAUCGUGGAAUAUGUGAUACUCGAUUUUACAGGAGUAAAUUCCAUCGACACUACUGGUAUUGAAGGAUUAUUGGAGACAAAUAAAGUGUUAGAAAGAAAAGAAAUUCAGAUGUCACUAGUAAAUCCAAGGCUAGAGGUUAUGGAGAAGCUAAUACUAUCAAUGUUUGUUGAAAAGAUUGGAAAGGAAAAAUUCUAUCUAAAUUUGGAAGAUGCAGUGAUGGCAAGUCAAUUUUCAUCAAGAACAUCUAAGACAAAUAAUAAUGAAGAGACAGUUUAA
This is a messenger RNA of Vicia faba (fava bean), 1923 nucleotides long. The record is from the annotation of a GenBank genome assembly. NCBI's taxonomy places the organism in Eukaryota, Viridiplantae, Streptophyta, Magnoliopsida, Fabales, Fabaceae.